Molecule: messenger RNA, 993 nt
Organism: Plenodomus lingam JN3
Lineage: Eukaryota; Fungi; Ascomycota; Dothideomycetes; Pleosporales; Leptosphaeriaceae
Biological process (GO): carbohydrate metabolic process
Cellular component (GO): extracellular region
Molecular function (GO): chitinase activity
Source: RefSeq, a predicted model, not a curated record
AUGAAACUACUUUCAAUCGCUCACACGAUAUUAUGCAUGUCGAGCUUUGCUCUCGCAGACUACAACCCUGCAGUAAAGACCAACCUAGCUGUAUACUGGGGUCAAAACUCUGCGGCUCAGCCCACGUCUCAAAACCGACUCUCGACAUACUGUGAAGACACCAACAUCGAUAUCAUAAUCCUCUCAUUCGUAGUGUCCAUCAACUCUGGAAAAGGCGAGCCUGAACUCAACUUUGCAAACCAGCAGGGAAAAUGCGACGAGUCAAAGCAACCACUCAUUUGCCCAGAAAUAGAAGCCGACAUCAAAACCUGCCAGUCCAAGAAGAAAACCAUCCUCUUAUCAAUCGGCGGCGCCAUCAGCGCCGAUCCUGGCUUCCCCGACGCUCCAGCCGCCGUGCAUGCCGCAGAAAAGAUAUGGCAGAUGUUCGGCCCCAACCAGGGGAAGAGUGGAAUUGCCCGGCCCUUUGGCAGCGCCUCUGUCGAUGGCUUCGACCUGGACUUUGAGCACUCGAUGCCUAAUGGCGCCGCCUUUGCGAACGCCCUGCGCGCCCAAAUGCAAGGCACCGCAAGUCACGACAAACCUUUCUACCUCACAGCCGCUCCCCAAUGUCCCUUAGAUCCGAUCCCCCUGGCGCAAAAAGAAAUUUUAGAAAAUGUCCAUUUCGACAUGGUCUUUGUGCAAUUCUACAACAACCCGCAAUGCAACACGGGCUCGGUACCCAACUUCUCGGCCUGGAGCGAUUGGGCUAAGAGCAAGAAUUCGACGUUUUUUGUCGGACUGCCGGCGGGUAAGACUGCGGCGUCGAGUGGUUAUGUGGAGCCAGCAAAUCUUGGUGCUUAUCUUGAGAAGGCGAAGGAGAGUGAGAAGAUGGGAGGUGUUAUGUUGUGGGAUGCUAGUCAGGCUUGGGGAAAUGACAAGUAUCAUAACAAGGUUAAGACGGCGCUGAACGGGGCGAAAACGAAGAGGUCAAGCAGGUUUGGUCUUGCGAUCUAA